This is a messenger RNA of Ictalurus punctatus (channel catfish), 7786 nucleotides long. RefSeq names its product MAM domain-containing glycosylphosphatidylinositol anchor protein 2. The transcript has 17 exons. Bases 1046 to 3928 code for a protein of 960 amino acids. Gene Ontology annotation, cellular component: plasma membrane. The record is from RefSeq and is a predicted model, not a curated record. NCBI's taxonomy places the organism in Eukaryota, Metazoa, Chordata, Actinopteri, Siluriformes, Ictaluridae. Gene Ontology annotation, biological process: homophilic cell-cell adhesion.
GUAUGUGUGUGUGUGUGUGUGUGUGUGUGUGUAGUCUUCCAUACUGAUGAGAGCCGCGAAUGUCAUGCGCGCGCUCUCGUUGACGUAGCGAAAAAAAAAGAAAAGAAAGAAAAAAAGGAAAAAAAAAGCGCUGCCGCGUGCGUCGCCACUCCGUUUCCAUAGCGCGCGCGUCUUGCGCAAUGUGACGGAUUGACGGUCCGCACGGUCAGAAGCCCCGUCGCGUCGUGUAGUGGAUGCUGCUGUUGCUAGGAGCGGGAGAGGGACUUUUAUCUACCCCGUUCGUUUGUGCGGUUACACGCUACCGUCCAGAAAUAAACCGCGGUGCACGCGCCAUUCUGUCGCGUCACGAGCCGAACCGUCUCCGUCAUCCGUGCCGGAGGAAAAGUCGCUCUCCGGAUGUGAUUGUGGGAAAAAAAGAACAACUUCGGAUGUCGCGAGCGCACUGGUGCUCGGCGAGAGGGCGAGCUUUGGGCAGACAGACGGACAGACACCGUGCGAACGCUGGAGAAGGAAUAACACCGACGCUCGGAAUUGCAAUCACAGCUCGGUAAUCGGCGAUCUGCCGCCGAGGCGUGCUCGGCAUCACGCUCGUGUGUGUGUGUGUGUGUGUGUGUGUGUGUGUGUGUGAGUGAAUCAGAAGCUUUCCGCCGUUAUUCGACGCUGAACUAGAUUACUCGUGCGGCUUGUCAUCAGCUGGCAUCACAGCAGAUCUGGGCUAGCCUCUACAUCAUACCGCUGCUAGGCUACAUAUGGCACACCCGCCUUUGAUGUGACGGCGGUUUGGGUCACAUGUGCAACAAUAACAACAAACAAACAAACAAAAAAAUUAAAAACACCCCGGUCCGAUUGAUUGAUUGAUUGUUUUUGAGACCGAGUGGAGACCGCGCGCGCCGUGAUCAGCGCGCGCCGUGCGUUCAACCCGUCCACCAGUGUCCAGAGCGCAAAUCAAUCGGCGCGUGAGCUCUGUGAGGCUGCUGUGUGUGAUCCCUCCACCAGCUCUUCUCCACCAGGAAACACUUCUCUCGUUUCGACCAGAUAUGCGGAGAUGCAAGUAAAGAUGGAUGGGAUUAUCAGCAUUUUGGGGCUUAUUACGCUGAUCCUGGACGGCAUUUCCGCUGAGGGAGUGUACGCACCCCCUACUGUCCGGAUCGUGCACUCAGGCCAUGCAUGUAACGUGGAGGAGGAGCGCUACACAGAGAGGGUGUACACUAUCCGGGAGGGUGAGACCCUGGAGCUCACAUGUCUGGUGACUGGACACCCACGGCCACAGAUUCGAUGGACUAAGACAGCAGGCAGCGUGUCAGACCGUUUUCAGGAUUCAAGUGUCUUUAAUGAGACACUUCACAUCGCGAAGAUCCAGCGGCACCAAGGUGGACGCUAUUACUGCAAGGCUGAAAAUGGCCUCGGCUCGCCAGCAAUUAAGUCUAUCAGAGUGGAUGUCUACUACCUGGAUGACCCAGUCGUCACGGUUCAUCAGAGUAUAGGUGAAGCCAAAGAGCAGUUCUACUACGAGAGGACAGUUUUCCUCCGCUGCGUGGCCAAUUCCAACCCUCCAGUGCGCUACAGCUGGCACAGGGGCCGAGAUGUUCUGUCUCAAGGCUCAGAUAAGGGUGUGGAGAUCUACGAGCCCUUCUUUACACAGGGGGAAACAAAGAUCCUGAAGCUGAAGAACCUGAGGCCUAAAGACUACGCGAACUACAGCUGCAUCGCCUCUGUCCGGAACGUGUGCGGCAUUCCUGACCGUAGGGUCAUCUUCAGACUCACCAAUAAAACAGCCUCCCCAUCCAUCAAGCUACUGGUGGAAGAUCCAAUUGUGGUGAAUCCUGGACAGACAGUUUCUCUGGUGUGUAUUUCCACGGGUGGUGAACCUCCACCCAUGUUGACAUGGACCAGUGUCUCAGAGCACCUCCCUGAGAAAAGUGUUUUGAAGGACGGCACGUUAACGCUACCGGCCAUCUCUUCUGAAGACGCCGGCGUCUAUAGCUGCAUCGCCAGCAACAACGUAGGAAACCCAGCCAAAAAGUCCACCACCAUUAUUGUCCGAGCGCUGAAAAAGGGCCGCUUUUGGAUCACGCCUGACCCGUACCACAACGACGACAACAUUCAGAUCGGCCGUGAAGUGAAGAUCUCAUGCCAGGUGGAGGCGACGCCCCCUGAGGAGCUGCAGUUCAGCUGGCUGAAGAACGGCCGAGCUCUGCGCAGUUCUGAACGCAUGGUCAUUACCCAGACUGACCCUGACAUCUCCCCAGGAACCACCAAUCUGGACAUCAUCGAUCUGAAGUUCACCGACUUUGGCACCUACACGUGCGUGGCGUCUCUCAGAGGUGGCGGCAUCCCAGAGAUCAGCAUCGACGUUAACAUCUCUUCCACCACUGUUCCUCCCAAUCUGACCGUGCCACGGGGCAAGUCCCCACUGGUGGUGCGGGAAGGAGAGACGGUGGAGCUGGAGUGCCUUGUUUCAGGAAAGCCCAAGCCCAUCAUCCUGUGGUCACGGGCUGAUAAAGAGGUACCGAUGCCAGAUGGAAACAUGCAGAUGGAAAGCUAUGAUGGUGUGCUGCGCAUCGUCAACGUGUCUCGUGAGAUGAGUGGCUCCUACCGCUGCCAGACCAGCCAGUACAACGGCUUCAACGUCAAACCUCGGGAAGCCUUGGUGGAGCUCAUAGUGCAAUACCCUCCAGCUGUGGAGCCUGUGUCGUUGGAAGUUCGUCAGGGUCUGAGCCGGCCAGUACCAAUGACCUGUCGUGUGCUGCGUGCUCACCCUUCACGUGUGUUGCGGUACGAGUGGCGUCUGGGCUCCCGCUUGCUGCAUGCGGGCCACUUUGACACAAGCGAUGAAACUGAGUACUCCGUGCGCAGUCUCAGCCGCGAUGGCUACGGAGAGUACACGUGUGACAUCAUCAACGAGGCUGGAGCUGGCCGCUGCACCUUCCUCGUCACUGGAAAAGCUUAUGCUCCAGAGUUCUACUACGACACCUAUAGUCCGCUCUGGCAGAACCGACCCCGAGUUUAUGGCUAUAAGCUGCAGUGGACUCAGAUGAACCCAGACACAGUGGACCGUAUCAUGGCUUAUCGUCUUGGCAUACGACAGACCGGGCAGCCGAGAUGGUGGGAGCAGGAGAUCCCUGUAGAAGGCCCCAUUCAGAAGGGAGAGCUCAUUACCUAUAACUUGACAGAACUCAUCAGACCCGAGGCCUAUGAAGUGCGCCUGACCCCCAUCACCCGCUUCGGUGAAGGAGACUCCGCCAUCAGGAUGGUGACCUACAGUGCUCCCAUUAACCCGCAUCUGAGGGAAUUCCAGUGCAGCUUUGAAGAGGAGCCUAUUUGCAUGUUUACUCAGGACAAGAAUGACAACUUUGACUGGACAAGACAUAGCGCCGCUACACGCGACACUAAAUACACUCCCAAUACAGGACCCAGUGGAGACCGCAGCGGCUCCAAACAAGGUUUCUAUAUGUAUAUCGAGACCUCCAGACCCCGUAAAGAAGGCGACAAGGCCCGUUUGCUGAGCCCCACCUUCAACGUGGCGCCUAAAAAUCCCUACGGCAUCACCAACCCUCCAGCAUACUGCUUUGGCUUUUAUUACCACAUGUACGGGAAACAUAUCGGCACUCUGAAUGCAUUUAUGAAGCAGAAAGGUCAAGCUACUUCGGAUGCUAGUCCAGUCUGGUCACUCAGUGGGAAUCAGGGUGAACGGUGGAAACAGGCCAAAAUUAGCAUCCAUCCCACUGCCUCCUUUCAGGUGAUCUUUGAAGGCAUACGAGGUCCAGGGAUCGAGGGGGACAUUGCCAUUGAUGAUGUCACUCUAGAAGAGGGGGAGUGUCCUGACCCUCCAUCCAAUCAUAUCAGAUCGAAGGCUCCAUUCCAAGUGACACAUAUAUGGCCGUUAUGCCCCGCCCUGGCUUUCACACUGUUUCAAGGUCUUAGGUGACCACCUCGCUGGGUGGAGACUGGUGGCGCUGUCUGAGGCCGCGAUCCCGUACACUCAAUAUAAUCACCAAAGAUUCACUUUUUCAGAUGACUAAGAGGGAAACAGCACUGUCUCAAUAUGGAUUAUCAGACAUAAAAUCAUGAAAAAUGGAGAAAAAAAAAUGUACACAAAAAAAAGUAAUAAGGAUUUGAUAUAUCUACUGAAAACAAUCUGCAAACUAUUUUGCUCCCAAGGACUUGGAUGAGAGCAGCUUACUGAUGGAGUAGCAUGAGGCAGGGCUCAUGUGAAGGGCUCCUACGCAGAUCUGAGGACAGUUUGUAAAGCACAAGGACAACUUUGCCAGCUGGCAGUUAAAAAAAAAAACAGAAUAAAAAAAAAAAACUCAUUAUAAAGGUGGGGAAAUGACGGGUGAUGGCAGUCUCCACCAGCUCUUUACUAUGAACACCUUUCAGUGUCUCAUCCUUCCUGUCCUUCAUUAUAUAUUCCGAUCUUAUUAGCUUUUUUUUCUCCACAUCCGGCCCUGACACACACAUGAUUUAACUUUCUUUUGGCUUGGUGCUUUAGAACACAUAUGAAAAACUAUGGCAAAAAAGAAAUACUCAUAUCUGCUUUAUAUCCCAACCUGGAUAGUGGCCUGUUUUGAUUUCCAACACUGUGCUCACAUCCCCUAGUGGCAGGCCAGGGGUAGGAGACCAGGCCAAAGGAGCUAAUUAGCACCUGAUGAAGGAGAGCAGAAGAGAAGAAGUGCAGAAGCCUGAGGUGGAAGGCCAUGGAGGAAUACAAGAACAAGUUAAGAAAAUUGCUCCUCUUUUCUCUUUGGCAAGAACAUUAACAACUUUGGAGCCACUUUUUGCCAUGAAAUACAAAGUGCCUUCCGAUUAUGAGCAGAAUUGCGAGCCUGGCCAUUAACACCAAACGUGUAACGUAAAUAUUUCUAACGUCACCGUUGGGCUAUUUUGUACGAUUAUUUUGCUCCUUCAAGUGCUGAUUUGAAUGGUGGUGGAGGUGGAAGAUGGUUCCAGAAGUCAGCACAAAGACAUGCGUGUAAUUUGCAGAUUAAACACAGCUAGCUAUGUUCUCUACCGUAAGAGCAGAAACGUCUUUGACUGCACUCAGUGUCACAUAGCUGUUGUGCUGUCUUCAGAACUGGCAGGAUACUGCGCUGUUGGUUGGAAAGGUACAUGGAGACAUAGUCUACCUGCCAUGUCACUGCUUAAUACAGACUCCCAUCAAGUGGGCCUUAGAACAGUAAGAGAUAAAAACAACACCAUGGAGGUGAAAGCAAGUGGCAGAGCCUGCACAGGGCAAGGCCUACUAUCCCUACCCACACCUCUGCCAUUUAUAUUGAACAGUGUGCAUUCUGAAAGAAAAAAAAAAAAAAGAUGAUAUUAAUAACAAAAUAUUUUAUUACACUAGCGAGAAUGUUUCUCUGAUUUUACACAAACUGUGAAAAUAAACUGUGGAAGAAAUUUACCUGAAAGUAACCGUAACCAGCUGGUUUUUAAAAACAUAUUCUAAAAAAAAAAAAAAAAAAAAAAAAAAAACAAACAAAAAAAAACCAAUGAAAGAAAGAAAAGAACAUUUACGUAUAUUGUUGGUUAUGAAUAAUGUUUUGAGGAGGUGUGUCUUGUUUCUUAAUUUUUAUGUUAAAGCUGUUAUGACUUUUUCGCUUUCUUUAAUUCUUGUUGUCUCCCUUGCAUCGCUGAAAUAUCCAAAUGGUUGGAAACAUAUUGAAUAAGUUGGUUUGGUAAAUGUAAACAAACCUGUAUAUGUAAAGAAGCUCUGUUAAUCAAGGUUUAUAUGAAAUGUUUAUGUAUGAAUACAGGAAGCACAAUAUUUAAGGUUCCACAUUAAAAGGCAGUUUUAAUUCAUGUAUGUGACUUUCUAUUCGCAAAGCCAAGAAUAUGAAAUUUGCGGAUGUAAUUUUUCUAUUUGAAUUUCCUCUUGUCUUACCAGAAGAAACCUUUUUAUUAAAAAAAAAAAAACAUUCAAAAUAUCACUAGUAUUCGGUCAUCAGUAUGUCUUGAAAGAAGGCUGUUCUAAACCUUCCAUCUUGGCUUUCAUCUUCGGUCAUAAGUUAGGGAGAAUUUGAACGCAGAAGCAAAGUACUGGACAAAACGUACUGAUAUCAUUCGAGACCUUCAUAGUCUUGGUUUUGUCAGUGUAGGUCACAUAGAUGUCCUGGUAUAUGCAGUGUAAAAUAGGUGUGCUAGGAACCAGAUACAAUACAUGUUGACGAUGUGACCAAACCAGAGCACAAUGACUGACAGUCAUUACAGGACAUAUGAAUACUGCUUUCAUUUACAUUUACAGAAUUCGGCGAACACCCUUAUCCAGAGCAACGUAUGGAAGUGUUCUGUAGUCUCCAUAAAAACAAAAAAAAAAUGUCCUCAUACUAGUACAAAUAGGUCAGGGUCUAAGAAUACUAUUAAGCUAAAACAUUUAGUUGAUGGCCUAUACAGGCCAUUAUAGAGCUCAGGUCAGUUUGCAGUGUUAUUCCAAGCAUUAUUUAUUUUUAGCAUCAGAUAAGAAUAAUUCAAAAUGUACAAGCGCCAACUGACCAAAUUACACCCCAAUAACAUAACCAUUAAAGGCUAUUGUUAGAGCAAGACAACCUAAAGUUGUCAGACACAUAUUACAAAUAAUAGACAGUUGUGUGAACUUACAAACUGAAAUGAAUUUAGUAAUUGGUCUUACCUCAAUAUAUAAUUAUAUAGUCAUAUUAUUAUUAUCAUUAUUAUUAUUAUUAAAUGAUAUUCUUACCUCUCAUUAUUUCAGCGGUAUUUUGGCAACGUGUGACUCCUCUGCUCGUUUUAUUUGUAUUAAUUAUAUCAACACCGUUCCUACAUGGCCUUUCCUUUACAUAAUCCAUGCACACGUAUAAUAAUUAAAGAGUUUAAUAAUGUCUGCUUCCUAUUUGUUCUUGUGUUUGUUGUAUAUAUGUGUACAAAUACAUGUAAAAAAAAAUAAUAAAAUAAAAAUAACAAAUGGUUUCAUGUUAUGAAUAAAAGUCCAGUUGUUUCCAAUGUCAAAAUUCAUAGAGGGAAAAAGAAGAAAAAAAAAAUGUUAAGGGCCAUUUCAAUCUCAUUGAGUGUUAAAGCCAGGGCAUAUGGAAGGCGGAGCUAGCCAAGAUAUGGAUUCGUUAUUUCUUGUAGAACCCCAGUCUCAAAUCUGAGCCAAGAUAGUGGUCCAGAAACCUGUUACCUUAAUGCUGCUUCCACAAUCCCAUUUAAAAACACUUCAAAAUCCGUUUCAGAUUCACAGAUUUGGCAUCGCGUCAAAGUUGAAAUGUUCUUAAAAUUGCCUCCUCGUAUUAUUGAUGUUUAAAUGAUAGCUAUUUAGAUAAUAUCCAAAAUGUUCACUGAUUUAUCUCUCAGCACAGAUAAAAUAACAUUAUAACACUUUGUAAAUUAGCAUGUUUUCCCCUUAAACACCUGGCUAUAAAGCACUGUGUGUAUCUCAGUACUUCACCUAAUGAUACCAAGUUGUUUUCAUAGCUUAAAUAUCUGCCAUCAACAGAAGGGCUUUUAAAAUAAUAUUAUUUAAAUUCUGUGGCUCACGCCUAGGCAAAUAAUGCUAAUUCACAGCUAUUAAUACUGAUAGUGUGCCCUGGUCCUCUAUUGCCUCCAUUUGUGUACUCUCCCCAAACAUAUUACAAGCGACUAAAUGAAAAGUUUCAGAGUGUAUUGACUCCAGGCCAACUUCCUGUACUGACAUACCAUCAUUGUACUCUGCUUUGUGCUCUGUUUAGGCUUCCUUUCACUGUAUUUUUAUUUUUUAUUUUUGGAUUUAUUACUGAUUCUUUGUGCCAUCCCUACAACUAAUGAUAAAACAAUAAUAAUAAAAAAAAGCAGGUAU